Molecule: messenger RNA, 1583 nt
Organism: Salvia hispanica
Lineage: Eukaryota; Viridiplantae; Streptophyta; Magnoliopsida; Lamiales; Lamiaceae
Product: sulfite exporter TauE/SafE family protein 2-like
Biological process (GO): protein ubiquitination
Cellular component (GO): membrane; Cul4A-RING E3 ubiquitin ligase complex
Source: RefSeq, a predicted model, not a curated record
UCCAAAUUCCGGUACCACUUUUAACCUGCAAUCCUUAUUCCAGAAUUAGAGUUUUUCUUAAUCUUUCGCUAUUUCUAACUGAAAUUGUGUAGAUUCCAGCAAAUCAUUCAUCAUCUCCAGAUUGCCAAUUUCCUAUAAAUUCAAGGUUUUGACUUUUGAGAAUUCAAAAUUUCAGAAAAAAAAAAUGAAACAUACAUUAUUCCUCAAAUGUCUGUUCCUUCUCACCAUCUUGUCUUCCACCUCGUCUAAAUCUGGCGUUGAAACAUCCAACACAGUUGAAGGGAUCGGCAUUCGGUCCGCGGCAGUCGCAGCCUUGUCAUCCCUCGCCGCCGCCAUCUCCAGCGCGGGAGGCGUCGGCGGCGGGGGGCUGUUCAUACCCAUCCUGACCAUCGUCGGCGGCCACGACGUGAAAACAGCGUCCACAUAUUCAGCUUUCAUGGUAACGGGCGGCUCUGUUGCCAACGUGGCGGCCUACACUCUGUGGAGGAGCGGCGGCGCGAGGCGGCUGAUUGACUGCGAGAUGGCGCUGCUGUGCCAGCCGUGGCUGCUGCUGGGCGUGAGCUGCGGGGUGGUGCUCAAUGUGGUGUUCCCGGAGUGGCUGAUCAUGCUCAUGUUUGUGGUCUUCGUCGCUGGAUGCACCUUCAAGACGUGCAGGUCGGGGGCUGCGUGCUGGAGGUUGGAAUCGCGCGGGUUUAGAGAGGAAACGAAGAACGGAACUGGUGAAAGUACGAAAAUGCCCCUGUUGCGCGCUACUGCGGAUCAAGUCGAAGACGAGGUGCGGACUCCGUGGGUGUCCAUUGGGAUGUUGGUCCUCAUCUGGUUUUCCUUCUUUGCUCUGUAUCUCCUUCGCGGAAACCACUACGGACAUGGUAUCAUUGAGAUAGAGGCUUGUGGAACAGGGUACUGGAUAAUCUCAUCGAUGCAAAUUCCUCUUGCCAUUUUCUUCACUUCAUGGAUCCUCUUCCGCAGAAAGAGUCCUACAAACAGUACUAUUGCUUCAACUCAGCAGGAAAACGGAGGGCGAACGAGAAGGCGGCCAUCCAGCGAACUCGUGUUCCCGAUAAUGGCCCUACUAGCCGGCCUUCUUGGUGGAGUUUUCGGAAUCGGAGGUGGAAUGCUCAUAAGCCCAAUUCUCCUUCAAAUGGGAAUUGAGCCUCAAGUGACAGCAGCGACGUGUUCUUUCAUGGUACUCGUGUCAUCGAGCAUGUCCGCGCUCCAGUACUUGCUGUUGGGAAUGAAGCAGAUCUAUGCUGCUCUAACGUAUGCAGCCGUCUGCUUCGUUGCCUCACUUGUUGGACUGACCGUGAUACGAAAGGCGAUACUUAGACACGGCCGCCCCUCCAUCAUCGUCUUCUCUGUGGCGACGGUGAUGGCUCUGAGCAUUGUUUUGAUGACUAGCUUUGGAGCUAUAGAUGUGUGGAGAAGUUACACAACUGGCCAGAACAUGGGCUUCAAGAACCCAUGCUGACUUGUCUCCCCUAGCUUCUUACAUCUCUGCUUUUUUGAGUUUUGACUAUUAUGAAGAGUCAUGUAGUAAUAAUAUAUUGCCUUUACAACAAUGUGUUACUAUAUAUGCCUAUAUG